This is a messenger RNA of Frankliniella occidentalis (western flower thrips), 1860 nucleotides long. RefSeq lists its product as uncharacterized. Gene Ontology annotation, molecular function: protein binding. The coding region runs from base 148 to 1527 and encodes 459 amino acids. The transcript has 2 exons. The record is from RefSeq and is a predicted model, not a curated record. NCBI's taxonomy places the organism in Eukaryota, Metazoa, Arthropoda, Insecta, Thysanoptera, Thripidae.
GCCUUCCUUCUUUGUUUUGUUUCUGGAAUGCUUGUUGAGGACGCAUGCGAACUCGCGUCAUCACGUUGUAUUUCGUAUUGUGGCAAGAAGCAACAGGUCGAAAAGCAAAUUUAUUUCUGUAUUCUGUGAUCGCUGCAAUUGUAAACAAUGAAAAGAACACGGAGAAGCACUUCGAACGUCAGUGAUCACAGCGAUGUCCCAAGUAAAGCUGCCAAGCUUGGUGAAAGCAAAGCUACAGUUUCAGAUCCCGCUUCAGCUUCAUGUUCGAACGAUGAUGUUCAGGACAAGCAGGUUUGCUUCAUUGAUCGCCUGCCAGAUCACCUUGUAGUCCGCAUCUUCCAAGAGUUGGAACUGCUGAAGGAUAUUGCAACCCUCCUGCCACAGGUAUGCAAAAGGUGGCAGCUUCUUGCAUCACAUGAGAAUCUUUGGAAAGAUGUCCAUUUGUCCUAUGAAUCUCACAUGUCAGAGUCUCAAAAAAAAAUGUUCUUCAAAUGUUUGCAAAUGGCACCUAAACUAAGUUCUAUCACUUUUGAGCUUGAGUAUCGGGAUGGACCCGACUUUGCUCAAAGAAUAAUCAAGAAAUGUCCAAGUGAGGUAAUGGCUCUUCAUUUUAUUUACGAUAAUCUUCCACCAGCAGCACUGUUUUGCUUACUCAAAAAGUAUAAAAAUUGCCUUGAAAAGUUGAUGAUAACUGACACAUACACUCCAUAUGUGGAUGAAGAUGUCAAACGAAUAUGGAAAGAAAUACUGAACUUGACCAAACUGAAACACUUAGUUGUGGAUGGAGCUGCUCUUUUUUAUCAUAAAGCUACCUUCAGAAGGGCUGCUCCAUGCUGGAAAACUUGGCAAAUCCUUGAUGUAAAGGACUGUUCCUAUGAAAACAUGAACACUGUUCAGAAGCUUAUCUCUGUUCAUCCCAACUGGAUUGAAGUUUACCUUUCCACAACAACUAGCUCUAUUUUCCGAGGGGAAGUAAAGGCCUUAUCAAAGUGCACCAGUUUGGAGACAAUUCAAGUGCCUUUCUGUAAAGAGUUUAAACUCCUUGAAAAAUGUGAAAGGUUGGAUAGCAUUAUAGUUGAUUGUGUUGACGAAACUUCCUCGGAGGUUUCCAAUGUGCUCCCUGUUUUAGCCCAGAACAAUGUGUUUCCUCUAUUGAAGACUGUCAAGAUAAUUGGUGGUGGGUCUUUAUAUGCCCCAUUACUAAUGGCUUUAGUCAAGGGGCGCCCCAAAAUUUCUCUCUUAAAUCUGGUGUCUUGUGACAUAAAAUCUGAGGAACUGCUGGAUGUGUUGGAAAAUACUCCAUCUUUGAAGACUCUUUAUUUUCACGAAAUGAGUGCCCAGUGUGUUUCAGCCGUGGCAAAUGGAGCUUCAAACAAUGUUUUAUCUAAUUUGGAAAAGCUCUCUCUUUUUGAGUGUUACUGUGAUGAGGGAUCAAAAUUAUGUGUGAAAGUUCUUGCUAAGGAGCUUGAACAACACCAAAAAAUAAAGGUAACAAUAGAGAGUAUAGUGUGCAGUUGCAAGCCAUAGUAGUGAUUCACAUUUGUAUUGUAUCUUAUGGAAAGCAAAGUGACUCUAUUCUAAAGGAGACAAGAAUCUAUCUUUGAAAAACAUGUUUGUACGUAGGGCCUCUGAAUCAAUCAUUACCCAGAUGACAACAUGGUGUUAAAAUGCUCAAUAGCAAAAGUUUUUCAAGAUCAAAUAAUUAAUCAUUUUUCCAGUCAAGGUUAAAUUUUCCUCUAAUUGUAUGAUUUGUACUCUCAAAAAAUCAUUGUGGAAUUGUUAAGAUGUUUUUUUUUUUUUUAUUAUUUACUAUUCCACAGAGAUGAUUAAAUUAAAUGAGAACUUCUUUUUUUCCACAAA